AUGCCUCAGAGGCGCCAUCGGAUCGAUUUCUCGCUGCUAAGAAGGCGUCAGAACUUUUCGUCGGCCUCCUCCUCAGACCUUUCUCCUGGCAUUCCGGUCCUCCAGUCGCCAAUGUCGUUUCAUGCGAUGGCGUCACCAGAAGUCCCCGAGGCAACGCUUAAGCGGAAUAAGCUGGACAGAGCUCCAGUCAAGCCGUCCAUGUUUUUCGAAGAUAUGGAUGAAGAGGACGAUGGACCAGUCACCAAGUCAACGGCCCAUGACCACAAGGACGUUCCAGCGCCACGCACGGCACAGAAAGUUAUCAGUGGCGAGAGUCCACCAAAGACCCAAUUCUUUGAAGAUUCAUUCAGCUCCGGUGUCUCCUUUGUACCGCCGGUUGCACGAAUAGGGCAGGAUUCUCUUGUCGUGAUUGAAGUCUUGGUAAACGUCAGCGUAAGUCGGCCAAGUCAACUAUGA
Aspergillus nidulans FGSC A4 is the source of this 456-nucleotide messenger RNA. RefSeq lists its product as uncharacterized. Lineage: Eukaryota; Fungi; Ascomycota; Eurotiomycetes; Eurotiales; Aspergillaceae. The transcript has a single exon. The coding region runs from base 1 to 456 and encodes 151 amino acids. The record is from RefSeq and is a predicted model, not a curated record.